Molecule: messenger RNA, 2081 nt
Organism: Candoia aspera
Lineage: Eukaryota; Metazoa; Chordata; Lepidosauria; Squamata; Candoiidae
Gene: LRRC26
Product: leucine rich repeat containing 26
Exons: 2
Coding region: 539-1429 (296 amino acids)
Cellular component (GO): voltage-gated potassium channel complex
Molecular function (GO): transmembrane transporter binding; potassium channel activator activity; voltage-gated potassium channel activity
Source: RefSeq, a predicted model, not a curated record
UUGGGCUUGACGUGAGGGGCUCUCCUUGAGCUCAGCACUGCCUCUGCCAUCCUCACGUGCCCUGCAGAUUUUGUGUCUCCAAGAUGCUCCUUGGUGGGAAACAGAGGAGAGGCAACGUCCUCACGAGAAACUUCCCUGCCAUUCAUCAGGACAGUCUGUGUACGGAACGCAGCCAAGCUAGGAGGGACCAUCAUCAGGUGAUUUCUUGGGCCAGGACAGCUGGCUGGGCCCAUAAGGGAGUGGCAGCUUUGCCCCUUGCCAAGGCUGCUCUGUCAAAAUAUUUGCCAAGGAAGUGCAGAAGCUUGACUCAGGUCAACCACACACCCAAGAAGUUGUGCUGAAAGUUGCUCAGAACAGAGGAACCUUUGCCUUCGGGAGGAAAAGUUGUGGAGAAGGGACUGUCAGCUGCAGAUGCUUGCUGGUCCCUGAGCCUCCCUCUGCUCAAAGGGCCUUGCGGUGGGGCCAAGGUACGGUCUGAUCCUGGGGCCGCUCCAGGGGCUGGAGAGAUUACUCUUUCCUAGGGUGCCGAGCAGCCUUCAUGGCCUCAAGCAGCGGGGACCGGGCUUUCUCCUCGACAGCUGCCAAUGGCAGCUUUUCUGGUUGCCCAAGAGCCCUUGUGGUCCUCGCCAUCCUCCUCUUCUGGCCACCCUCUCUUGCUUCCAGCUGUCCGGAUGUUUGCAGCUGCUCCUCAGGGGAAGUAAACUGUAGGGACCGUCGGCUGCGUUUUGUACCCGUCCGGGUGCCAAUGAAUGCCACCUCCCUUCUGCUGGACCGCAACUGCCUUGCUGCCCUCCGAGACCGCGCCUUUGUGGCCCAGAGAGGCUUGUGCCACUUGAGUCUAUGCAGCAACGUCCUGGCCAGGAUCCACCGCCUGGCCCUGGUGGGCCUCAGCGAGCUGCAGGAACUGGACCUGAGUGACAACUGCCUCGGCCUCUUGCACCCGGAGGCCUUUCUCCCUGUGCCCGGCCUGAGGACACUGAAGCUGGGGAACAACAAGCUGCUGAAGCUGGAUCCAGAGCUCCUGGGUGCCCUUCCCCGCCUCGAGGCACUCUUUGUCCACGGCAACGCUUUGGCCUCCCUCUCCCCUGGCUUCUUCGAAAACCUGCCCUCCUUGUCGCACCUGACACUCGAGGACAACCCCUGGACGUGCUCCUGCGGCAUCUGGCCCCUCUUCCGGUGGCUCGUUCAGAACACGGACAAAGUGCCAGAGGUGAAUUCAGUGACUUGCGCGCACCCAGCCUACCUCGCCCAGUGUCCUAUCUCUACACUUGGGAACAAAUCUUUUGCACAUUGUCAGGAGCUCUGGAUGCAUCUCCAAGACCACACCUUCUUCCUCCUCAUCGGCCCCUCCACUUUCCUGGCCAGCAUUUGUGUCUGCAUCCUUGCUGGCUCACUGGCGGUGGCCCGCAUGAAACUUAGGGCAGCCUAGUACAUUUGGCCAUGGGCUCUGGUGAGGUGUGUGGGGAACCCCCUGCAGUAAGCAGGUUUUGCUUCCCAACAGUCAUUCUUUUGCCCUCUUUCCCCAUCUCUUUGCUUGCAGAAUGGCAGGAUUAGCUGCAUAAUUUGUUUCUGUUUCAAGUGUUUUGUGCAUAAAAACCCAAAUCCUAUCUCAGCCAGUGAGUGGUCCUUGAUGGGAUGGAUUUGAACUUGUACAUAUUUGUCCCCAUCCAAAGAGCAAAGUUAGGAAUUCUGGUGUAAGAGCAGUGUGUAUUUGUAAAAAAGGUGGUCCAAUAGAGGAAAGGCCUGUGCCCAUUCUGCCACCAAGGUGGGGCAUGAGGCUCAUGCUGAUCCUGAAGCACCCUUUCCAUAUGAGUGUGUGGCAGAAUAUUUGUGUUUUCUGAAAAGAGCGGUGCACUCUUCUAUUUUCUUCCUAAACCUGGAGUAAAGUUUAUGCAACAAUCACCCCUUUGGGAUUUCUAUUUCUGUUCACCGUCUUGGUGCCUUAUCAGUUCUCCUCAGAAAGAGAGAUAAGAUAAAAUGGCGGCUGCCAACUGAAGGAUGACCAUGGCAUCUUAGUGCCCCUGGAAGUUUCCCUGGUGUGCUCUGUGCCCAUUACGCUCUCUGCCGCAGUUGCAAACGUC